Messenger RNA from Entrophospora candida, 140 nucleotides. Lineage: Eukaryota; Fungi; Glomeromycota; Glomeromycetes; Entrophosporales; Entrophosporaceae. The record is from the annotation of a GenBank genome assembly.
UUAAAUCGCAUAGAAGUAAGGGAAAAGAAAAGUCUGAAACUGAUGAAUCUUCUUUUUCAGUAAAUGGAAAUACAACAUUAGACUAUGGAAAUGUAUCUUCUUCGACAAAAGAAAGGAAUCGUCAGCCCCUUCGUGAGUAG